Molecule: messenger RNA, 1599 nt
Organism: Orycteropus afer afer
Lineage: Eukaryota; Metazoa; Chordata; Mammalia; Tubulidentata; Orycteropodidae
Gene: ZNF554
Product: zinc finger protein 554
Biological process (GO): regulation of transcription by RNA polymerase II
Molecular function (GO): RNA polymerase II cis-regulatory region sequence-specific DNA binding; DNA-binding transcription factor activity
Source: RefSeq, a predicted model, not a curated record
AUGUCCUUCUCCUCCCCCAGCUCUGCCUGCCCAGCACCCACCUUUUCCCAGGACAAGAGAAUGGCUGCAGGUUACCUGCCCCCCUGGUCCCAGGAAUCAGUGACCUUUGAGGAUGUGGCUGUGGACUUCUCCCGGGAGGAGUGGGAGCUGCUGGACCCUCCUCAGAGGGCCCUGUACAGAGAGGUGAUGCUGGAGAACCACAGGAACCUGGUCUCUCUGGAAGCCUUGAAGAGCCAAAGCACAGUCCCAGGAAGUGAAGAUAGUCCAUUUUCUCCAGUACAGUCUUCUCAAGUGACCCAUCCUCCCCUGCGGACAGAGCGUUCUCUCUCUCAACCAGUCGUGUCUUCCCACAUGGAGCAGGGAGAAGCUGUGUGGAUGGUGGGUCAAGGAAUUCCCCAAGCCUCCCGUUCAGAUUGGGAGACUAAACUGGGAAUCCACAAAUCAACUUACAAGAAGGUCAUCUUGGGGCAGGAACCAUCCAGGGGUAUAAAUACCAUCAGGUUCACCAGAGGAGAUGGGGAGUAUGGUCAUUUUGAAGAUAACCAUGAAGACCCCCAGAGGCUCUUGAGGGAAAUGGCAUAUCUCCAACUAGAGGCAUUUACUCAGAAGACAGCUUCUGCAUGGAAUGAGUUUGGGGGAAAUGGUAGUCUGAGCUUGAACUGUGUUUUAGCACAGGCAAGUUCUCUUAGGAAACAGUUCUACAAGAAUGAACUCCAUAUUGAGAAUCUGGUGUCUGAUUCCAUCCUAAAUAGUCAUCAGGUGGGAUUUGCAGAUCAGAGACCCUGUGAAAACAAUGAUUGUGGAGAAGCCCUCAGCCAAAGUGGUCACCUUGUUCAACAUGAACAAUCUCAAACAGAGGAGAAAAUGUCUUCAUGUGCUGAAGGUGGGACAUCAUCUCGUCAUAACUCAGCUCUUACUUUACACAACAAGAUUCACAUCAUGGAGAAACCCUAUGAAUGUCUUCAGUGUGGCAAGGUCUUUAACCGCAGGCACUCCCUCAGCGAACAUCAGAGAACCCACACGGGGGAGAAGCCAUACAACUGUCAGGAAUGCGGCCGAGCCUUCACGCACAGCUCAACCCUCACACGGCACUUGAGGACUCACACUGGGGAGAAGCCAUAUCAUUGUCAUGACUGUGGGAAAGCCUUCAACAGGGUCUCCUCUCUCACCCAACAUCAGAGGAUUCACACGGGGGAGAAACCCUACACAUGUCAGGACUGCGGGAAGUCUUUUUGCCAGAGCUCUUACCUGAUUUUGCACAAGAGGACACAUACUGGUGAGAAGCCAUACGAAUGCAGCGAGUGUGGGAAAGCCUUCAGUGAUCGCUCUUCUCUCAACCAGCAUGAACGGACUCACACUGGAGAGAACCCCUAUGAGUGUAACCAGUGUGGAAGAGCCUUCAGCCAGAGGUCUUCCCUUGUUAGGCAUGCAAGAACUCACACUGGGGAGAAACCAUAUCGCUGUCAUGAAUGUGGAAAAGCCUUCAGCCAGAGCUCUUCCCUGAUUACCCAUCAGAAAAUUCACACUAGUCAGAAAACAUUUAAAAUAAUUGACUGUGGGAAAGCUUUCCAUCAGCGCAGCCACCUGAUUGGAUUCUAG